This is a messenger RNA of Medicago truncatula (barrel medic), 1579 nucleotides long. RefSeq lists its product as uncharacterized. The record is from RefSeq and is a predicted model, not a curated record. The transcript has 4 exons. Bases 64 to 1416 code for a protein of 450 amino acids. NCBI's taxonomy places the organism in Eukaryota, Viridiplantae, Streptophyta, Magnoliopsida, Fabales, Fabaceae.
ACAACACAACUAAACAAAUCACAAUCUUCCCUUUCAUCUCCAUCAUCAAAACCAAUUCACACCAUGAACGAAACCUCCACCCCAACAAAAAAAAUCAAUUUCGCAGAAGAAUCACUAUUACCAAAAACAACCACCAACAUCAACAGACACAAAUUCAACCGUAGCAUCUCCCACGUAAACGACGAACUCCACACUUUCCGAUCAUAUCUCCGAUGGAUGUGUGUGGAUCAAUCAAACGCAAUCCACGCAACACUCUCCUGGUUCGUUUUCUUCGUCUUCGCAUUGGCUGUUCCUGCUUUGUCGCACUUUUUUCUAGCAUGUGAGGAUUGUGAUGCGAGACAUUCGAGACCGUAUGAUUCUGUUGUUCAGAUUUCGUUGAGUUCUGUUGCGGUGUUGUCGUUUUUGUGUUUGUCGACGUUUGUGAAGAAGUAUGGGUUGAGAAGGUUUUUGUUUUUGGAUAAGCUUUGUGAUGAAAGUGAAAAUGUUAGAAUGAACUAUAUGGUUCAGCUCAAUAGAUCUUUGAAGCUCAUAUCAGUCUUCUCAGGACCAUGUUUCAUAGCAAUGGCAACAUACAAAAUCUGGUGGUAUGCAUCAGGAGGCUCACAAAUCCCCUUCUUAGGAAACGUAUACCUUAGUGAUGCAGUAGCAUGCAUAUUAGAACUCUGCUCCUGGUUGUACCGAACCACCACAAUCUUCCUUGUGUGCGUUCUCUUCCGUUUGAUCUGUCACCUUCAGAUCCUACGGCUGAAAGAUUUUGCCACAUUAUUCCAUGUGGAUUCUGAUGUACAUUCGGUUAUGUCGGAACACCUGAGGAUUAGGAGGCAUUUGAGGAUUAUAAGUCAUAGGUAUCGUGCUUUUAUUUUACUUGCACUUGUGUUGGUGACUGGAAGUCAGUUUGCUUGUUUGCUUGUGACCAUGAAGGCUAGACAUGAUCUUAAUGUCUAUAAGACUGGUGAACUUGCGCUAUGUUCGGUAACGCUUCUUUCAGCACUGUCCAUUAUGUUCCGUAGUGCAACAAAGAUAACACACAAAGCACAAGCAAUCACAGGAUUAGCAGCCAAGUGGCAUGUUUGUGCAACGUUGGAUUCUUUUGAUGGAGUGGGUGAAGGGGAAACAUUAUCGGCUCAGAUUUCUCGUGAGAGAAUCUAUCCUUCAGUGGGAACAGAUGGAGAAUCAGAGACUGAUGAUGCUGGCUCUGAAGAAGAUGAGAUUGAUACCACAAAGAUGAUUCCAUCUUACUCUUAUAGCACUAUCUCAUAUCAGAAAAGACAAGCUCUUGUAAAUUACUUUGAGAACAAUAAGGCAGGAAUUACUGUAUAUGGAUUCAUGCUGGAUAGGAGUACACUACAUACCAUAUUCGGUAUUGAGAUGUCGCUAGUUCUUUGGCUGCUUGGAAAAACAAUAGGUUCUUUUUGAAUAACAUAUAUUUAUUUUGUUUGAUUAUAGUUUAUGAAUCAUGGAAGAAAAAAAAAAUGCAGUGUGAGUUCCCUUAUCUAUGAUUUAUUGUUCUCAAUUGCCGGCUGCUUACUGUUCAAAUUGGAUGAGAAGAUAGAAAUGGAUCAGCUUUUAUUUUAAUCAA